AGCAAGAGAACUGCGUAAUAACCGUCUGGGGCAGGAGAGAGAGAGAGAGAGAGAGAGACGGGCAAAGGGAUAUCUGCUUGCUUGACCAUAUUGUGGGAGAUUUGCAAUAAUUUUAUAUUAAAACAAUAACAACAGUUUGGACGUUGAGACGAGGUUUGUGGUGUUAAUCUCCAAAAGAACCUCCUGCAUUUACAUGAUAACAGAGACUUCAAAUCAGAGGGUGUAGAAGAUGGCAGUGUGGAUCCAAGCCCAGCAGCUGCAAGGGGAUGCCUUGCACCAGAUGCAGUCUCUGUAUGGGCAGCACUUUCCAAUAGAAGUUCGGCAUUACCUGUCUCAGUGGAUUGAAAGUCAAACAUGGGACUCAAUCGAUCUGGAAAAUCCCCAGGAAGAAUUUAGAGCGAAACGUCUGCUGGAUAGUUUGGUGCAGGAGCUGCAGAAGAAAGCUGAACAUCAAGUUGGGGAGGAUGGUUUUCUACUGAAAAUCAAACUAGGGCACUACGCCAGUCAACUGAAGAGCACCUAUGACCGAUGUCCUUUGGAGCUGGUUAGGUGUAUCAAACACAUUCUGUACACUGAGCAGAGACUUGUACGGGAAGCGAAUGAUUCUAGCUCCCCGGGUGGAGGUCUGCUAGACAGCAUGUCUCAGAAACACCUCCAGAUAAACCAGAGCUUCGAGGAGCUGCGUAUGAUGACCCAGGACACUGAGAAUGACCUGCGCAAGCUGCAGCACAACCAGGAGUACUUCAUCAUCCAGUACCAGGAGAGCUUGCGCAUACAGGCUCAGCUGUCCAGCCUCUCUACGCUCCCGCCCGCUGACCGGGUCUUGAGAGAACCCGCUCUACAGACCAAAAGAGCCACUGUGGAGGCCUGGUUAACAAGGGAAGCUAAUACACUACAGAAAUACAGACUGGAUCUAGCUGAGAAGCACCAGAAGACGCUGCAGUUGCUCCACAAGCAGCAGACGAUCAUCCUGGACGACGAGCUGAUCCAGUGGAAACGGCGGCAGCAACUGGCAGGCAAUGGGGGACCUCCUGAGGGAGGCCUGGACGUGGUGCAGUCCUGGUGUGAGAAGCUGGCGGAGACGAACUGGCAGAACAGACAACAGAUCAGGAGAGCAGAACAUCUACGACAGCAGCUGCCCAUUCCCGGCCCAAUAGAAGAGUUACUCACCGAUCUCAACAAGCAAAUCACAGACAUUAUAUCCGCGCUCGUGACCAGCACCUUUAUUAUUGAGAAGCAGCCGCCCCAGGUGUUGAAAACGCAGACGAAGUUUGCCGCUACGGUGCGCUUGCUGGUUGGAGGGAAGUUGAAUGUCCACAUGAACCCGCCUCAGGUGAAAGCCACGAUAAUCAGCGAGCAGCAAGCCAAGGGCCUUUUGAAAAAGGAGAACACCAGGAAUGACAGUAGUGGAGAGAUCCUAAAUAAUAACUGUGUAAUGGAGUAUCACCAAGCCACUGGAACCCUGAGUGCCCACUUUAGAAAUAUGUCCCUAAAAAGGAUCAAGCGCUCAGAUCGACGUGGAGCAGAGUCAGUAACAGAAGAGAAGUUCACAAUCCUCUUCGAGUCCCAGUUUAGUGUUGGUGGAAAUGAGCUCAUGUUUCAAGUAAAGACGUUAUCACUUCCUGUAGUAGUAAUAGUACAUGGAAGCCAAGACAACAAUGCCACAGCCACAGUCCUCUGGGAUAAUGCAUUUGCAGAGCCGGGACGGGUGCCAUUCUCAGUUCCUGACAAAGUGCUUUGGCCGCAGAUCUGCGAGGCUCUCAACAUGAAGUUCAAGGCGGAGGUACAGAGUAGCAGGGGCCUGUCAGAGGAGAAUCUGGUGUUCCUGGCACAGAAAGCCUUCAGCAGCUCUAGCAUCAACCCGGAGGAGUACCGCAGCAUGACCAUGACCUGGUCACAGUUCAAUAGGGAAAGCUUACCUGGCCGGAACUUCACAUUUUGGCAGUGGUUUGAUGGAGUCAUGGAGCUCACAAAAAAACACUUGAAGCCUCAUUGGAAUGAUGGGGCCAUCCUGGGGUUUGUGAACAAGCAGCAGGCUCAGGACAUGCUCAUGUCGAAGCCGAAUGGCACAUUUCUGCUGCGGUUCAGCGACUCGGAGAUUGGCGGCAUAACGAUUGCCUGGGUGGCGGAGAAUCCCAAUAAAGCCGGCGAGAGGAUGGUCUGGAAUUUAAUGCCGUACACAACCAAAGAUUUCUCUAUCCGAUCUUUGGCUGACCGUAUAAGUGACCUGAAUCAUCUGCUCUUUCUAUAUCCUGACAGACCGAAGGACGAAGUGUUCUCAAAAUACUACACCCCUCCUCUGUCUAAAGCAGUGGAUGGAUACGUGAAGCCACAGAUCAAACAAGUAGUACCAGAGUUUGCCACAGCCUCUUCAGAUUCUACAAGUGCAAGUCAGUACAUGGAUCACGCCUCUUCACCAUCUGUAAGCCAUACACACACAUACGGCAUGUAUCCACCGAGCGCUGACUCCAUAAUGGAUGGAGACGGUGAUUUUGACCUGGACGAUACAAUGGAUGUAGCAAGACAUGUGGAAGAGCUGCUGCGUAGACCAAUGGAAAGUCAAUGGAUCGGACACACCCAAUCGUGACCCCUUACCCUCCCCAAAAUAAAAUCAGCAACAUUUUCUGAUGGUUUAAUUCCAUAGAUUUUUGUUUUGUUUUUUGUUGUUUUUCUUUUUUUUUUUUUUUUUUUUUUUUUUUUUAAAGAACAAUAAUGUGAAAUGUUAAUAAUGGUUGUGAAUCAAAUAUUUUUUUGAGCAUGAUAAUGCAAUUGAUCUUUUUUUUCUGUCUCGUUAUUUGCUUGCAAAACAAAUAACACUGCAGUCUAUACUACAGGGAGAUAUAUAGCUUAUAAUAUUGUAAAAAGGCAAAAUGUUAUUUGCAUGGUUUCGUUAUUUUCUUUUUUUUUUUUCCCAGUUUUUCUUUUUUAGUGAGAGAGAGAGAAAAAAAAUCUACUGUGUAAAAUCAAAACCAGUUCAUUCGACUGAAUGGUUCGCCAAAGUACUCUACUGCGAACACUCAAUUCACUGCCCUUUACCAAAUAAGAAAAAAAAACAUUUUUCUGUAUUCAAUUCACAUAGGUUCUGUUGUUUUUGAUAUUAGUUAAAAACUUUUUAAAUGUAUGUGUGGGUUCUGUGUUUUUAAAGUAAUGUCAAUGGUAUGUUUAAGCUACAUGGAAAAGGUGCACCUCAUCCAGUUAGUGGACUGGACAUGGUAAGAAGCAGGGUUGAAAAUCCAAUACAGGCUUCACUUUGAUCACAUUUCUGGGCACAAAGGGUUCGGCUGGGGGGGGGGGUGUACUGUAAUGCCCAAAUUUAUUAGAUGUCCCUCUUUUUAUUUAGCGGAAUUGAGAAAUGCUGUACUGUAUGUACUACAGUUAAAUAAGUAUGUGAGACAUGUGUUUAAGCUGCUUGAUUUGGCAUUUGGAUGAAGUGGCAGAUAAUCCAGACACCCCCAUAACCAUUAAAACAAGCCAACUAGCUACGAAAUUAAUUCCUGAUUUAUUCAGGUUAUCACCAAAAAGCCAUAAAGAUCUCAGGAAUGCGACUGAUUUGCAGAUUAACGUAUCGUGGGGAUUGUAACAUACAGUGUUAGGGAGUUUAAAAAAAAAAAUAUAUAUUUAAUAUUUUUUAAAUAUUGCUAUUUUAGUACCAUGUAUAUCUAUUGCAUAUUGUUCUAAUCAUGACACACACAAAAAGCCACUGAAUUACAUUUUCUUUUUUUUUAAAUCCCAUUUAGAAGAAUGUGACGAUCACAUCAGAAAGACUGGUACAGCUUUAGUUUAAUUUUGAAUGUAUGUAUUAAAAUAAAUGUACAUUGUCUACAUAAGAGUUGGAUUUUACUCCCUUAUACAAUUACUACGAUACAGUAAUUAAACCGGGAAGGAUUUUUGGGCUUUUUUCUUUUUGUUUUUUUUUCUUACCUAGUAUACAUUGUGUAAUUUGAAUUAGGUGAAGUACUGAUAUGUUUUAUGUUUUCUUGUGUUUGGUUUGGUUCUUGGUUUGAACCAAGAGUAAGCAAUUGGAAUAAAGUUUUUUUUAAAUAA
This is a messenger RNA of Polyodon spathula (Mississippi paddlefish), 4044 nucleotides long. RefSeq names its product signal transducer and activator of transcription 5B-like. Gene Ontology annotation, biological process: defense response; growth hormone receptor signaling pathway via JAK-STAT; cytokine-mediated signaling pathway. The record is from RefSeq and is a predicted model, not a curated record. NCBI's taxonomy places the organism in Eukaryota, Metazoa, Chordata, Actinopteri, Acipenseriformes, Polyodontidae. Bases 230 to 2587 code for a protein of 785 amino acids. The transcript has 20 exons. Gene Ontology annotation, molecular function: DNA-binding transcription factor activity, RNA polymerase II-specific; RNA polymerase II cis-regulatory region sequence-specific DNA binding.